This is a messenger RNA of Drosophila subpulchrella, 652 nucleotides long. RefSeq names its product serine protease grass-like. The coding region runs from base 1 to 651 and encodes 216 amino acids. The transcript has 4 exons. Gene Ontology annotation, biological process: proteolysis. NCBI's taxonomy places the organism in Eukaryota, Metazoa, Arthropoda, Insecta, Diptera, Drosophilidae. The record is from RefSeq and is a predicted model, not a curated record. Gene Ontology annotation, molecular function: serine-type endopeptidase activity.
AUGGUAUUUGAAAGACUGAGUUUCGUUCUGACGGCAGCGCAUUGCAUAUCUCCUCUUUACACGACCGUGCGAUUGGGCGAUUACCUAACGGUGGAUCCUGAGGAUGAUUGCUCUACGGGUGUUUGCAUACCAAGAGCCUAUAUUAAAAAUGUCGAUAUGAAAUUGACUCACGAAAAUUUCGAUUCAGACCCAUACGGUCGGUAUGAUAUAGCCCUGCUUCGAAUGACUGACGUGGUAAUGUUCUCAGACUAUGUCAGACCGAUAUGCCUCCUCCUCAAUGCAAAAAUGAAAAAAGUUUUACAAUUUAAAGUCACCGGCUGGGGUAGGCGUGAAAAUGGUGAAAUGAGUCGCGUUCUACAAAAAACAACUCUAUCUAGAAUUGAUAGUUCAUACUGUGAAAGCCAUUUUAUUACGAAGACUGAUCAGACCCAGAUUUGUACUGGCAGUUAUUCUAGUGAAACCUGCAAUGGGGACUCUGGAGGUCCUUUAAGCGCAGAGGUUUGUUACAAGGGACAAUUUCGUCCGUUUCUGUACGGUGUGGUCAGCUUUGGAUCUCAAAAUUGUACAACUGGAGGUGUAGGUGUUCACACAAAUGUGGAAGAAUUUAUUGACUGGAUUGUGAGUGCUGUGAAUCGUUAUUCAUACAACUAAA